AUGAGGUGGUACCUGACCACAAUUUGUGCUUUUGGCACCUUCUUGUGCACACUUUGCGCUGCACAUCCAUCGCAGAAUUCUAAUUUGCUUGCCAGUCAGUCCAUUUUCCAAGUUCCAGCUGCUCUUCGAAAUGUGCUUCCCUACGAGAAUUUCAACCGCGAUGUUUCAACUACCUGGUGGGACACUGAGAUCCUCAGUGGCUCAUCGACUGCAUCGACACAAACGAUGUUCAAAAGUCUUGAGUCGGCGAGUUUCGUUGUCCUGAACGAGAAGUUCUUCGAGCUGCUUGGAGUGCAAGACUACACAUCAACAAAGGACAUCGAAACUAUCUUCGACUUCCCCGAGGGCCCUUCCUUUGCUGAACGUGUCGUACAUGAUGGAACAGUGUAUUCCCCAGAAUGUAAUUGUAUUUUCUUUGCAGAGCUGCACCCACCUAAGGAGGGAUACUCAGCAGACGCUAUGUCCUGGGUCUGGCGAACGAACCUGAAUGAGACUCCCCCAGUGACGGAAAAGGUUUACCCCUCACCACCUCUCACAAUGGCCAACGGGGCUUACUAUCAUAACGGCAGUGUGUACUGGGCACAGGAGGGAAAUUGGACUGUCCCCGGUGGAGUUGUUUGUAUGGAUCCAUUGACGCUGACGACCGAAGUUGUUUUGAACAACUUCUUCGGCCACCGUUUCAACAGCCUCAAUGAUAUCGUCAUUCAUCAGUCUGGCGUGGCGUACUUUACAGACGGCUACUACGGGUACGAUAACUUCAAUGACACUCUCAAGCCAGAACUGGCAAACGGUGUGUGGAGAUGGAAUAUGGAAACCGGUGAUCUUCGCGCCGUGCUUGGAGCAGGAGGGGGGCCUUUCACCAAUCCUAACGGUUUGGCGUUGAAUCCGGAGGAAGUCAAACUCUACAUCACUGACCGUGGCAACACUUCGGACAACCCCGCCGGAGGACGGACAAUCUACCAGUACGAUAUUAAAGCAUCAAAUACUGCAGCCUCUGGUGGAUAUGUCUUUGCCUAUGUUGAUGCUGGCUUUCCUGAUGGCAUCAAGCUCGACAAGGACGGGAGAGUAUAUGGUGCAGUGACUGGUGGGGUUCAUGUAUUCGACGCAGAUGGGACUUUCCUGGGUAUCAUCAAGGUUGCGAAUGGCGAUGUUGCCGUCAACAUGCAAUGGGUGGGAGACACAUUAUACAUAGUUGGGAGAGAGCAUUUGUAUCGAUGCCAUCUCAACACCACGGGAGCCCAGGUUUAUAGUAACAGGGCCUAG
Diaporthe amygdali is the source of this 1263-nucleotide messenger RNA. RefSeq lists its product as uncharacterized. The coding region runs from base 1 to 1263 and encodes 420 amino acids. The transcript is spliced from 2 exons. Lineage: Eukaryota; Fungi; Ascomycota; Sordariomycetes; Diaporthales; Diaporthaceae. The record is from RefSeq and is a predicted model, not a curated record.